UUUCGGAUAUGCUUGUACUAGACGAUGGGGUGGACCUCUGAGCUCGGUAGGUGCUGAAAAUAUGUAUAGACUUCGAGACCCUACUACAGUACCUUCCGCUAUUUCUGAAGAUAUCGUUCGUGUCUUGGACUAAAAAAGACAUAAACGUCUUCUCAACUAAUGCACCGAAGACCUCGACCGGUGAUAAAGAACAAACAAAUGGUUUUAGAGACUUGUUAUCUUUAAAAGGCGUAUACCAAAAUGGAGAAGAGAAAUGUAGAUAGCUAACUGUCUAUAGUCAGUAGUAACGUUUGCUAACGUAGCUCCGUUACCUUCUAGCCAAUUAGCGAAAACUGUGAGAAGACCCAACUCCAAAGCUUUAUAUGGAGAUUUAAAAAGGUUACCCUGAAUCCAAUCUAUCCGAGGAAGACAUCAACGUUUUUGGCUUUACCGUUUACAGACGGACCCGGUGGUGUGGAUCUUUAACUACUGCAGAUAACUUCUACUCUGCUAAGGAUAGUGACUGGGAUCCAGGAUGUCUUGGGCUGAGCCUCCCCUCCCUGUCUGUAGUCAUCUGGAGGCCGCGCCAGACGUGUCUGAAUCCGGAGGAGCGUCGCCAGCCACGCUGCAGGGUUGUAAAGGCUGAGAACUCUCCUUUUUGGAAAACCUGUUGGAUUCAAAUAACCCUUUGUGGAUUGUCGUUUGUCUCGGACAAAGAGACACUCGGAGUCAGACGCUGACUCAGACAGUAGAGACAGAGAAACUAACACAGACCGACACGCUCUCUGUCACACAAAACGCACACCUCCGGAACAUCGCUACAGAGCGGCAGAGAAACGUUAUCUCGCACGCUCCCAAGACCAAGAGCCAGUCCCCAGGGGCCGCGGUGGGAAGGUCUGAGCCCCUGUUGGUGCACUCCACUGGGGAAAGGAAGUGAAGGAAUGGCCUUGGGAGUCCCGGGGGAACAGGAAUGUCUGGCCAGCUGCCUUUGUCAGUGAGACUGAGGCUUAUGUAACUAGCAACCCUCCUGGUCUUCCUAGGCUAGCUAACACAACUGUGCCUUGGGUUUUUGCUGAUGUGAGGGAGGAGCACCCGAUCAACCCCCCGCCAUUCGGGGAAAGCGAGGCCUUUUACUUUACCGGCCUCCAGCCUUCGUCUCUGAGCUCCGCCUCAUGUUGUUUUUUUCCUAAGGGUUUUUCGGGUUCGUUUCUUCUUUUCUGUGUGGAUUCCCACCCCCCCACCGUGGGUGUAGUUUGGGAUAUGUCCCCCCUAAAGGGCACCUCCAUGUUGCUGAGACGCCCGCGAUCUGACCCACGCGGUGUCAGUCCUCGCCGUCGCGCACCUGUAGUGGGUGGAGUCGACCGCUGACACGCCCCGUUCGUCACCGAUUGGCUCAGGGAUGCCCAGACCAGGACGAACAAAAUCAGAGCGUCCGCCUGUGAACACACUGACGUUUUCAAGACGAUUUUUGGCCUGAAGGGAAGCCAUUCAUUAAGGUUGCUAUCUGACUUCCAGAUCGGUUUGUUGGGCCGCCUUCUGUACCUCCUGUCGUGUAUUGAUUUUGGCUCUCCUUUUGACUUAGUUGAGAGACAAUCUGUCGGCCAUGGAGUCCACUUAAUUGCCACUCCCCCGCCUCUUUUCCUCGUUUCUGAUUUGCAAAUCGGCCACCUGUUUAUGCGCCCGGCCCAAGUUUAAGUGGUUUCCAAACUUCCUGUCAAAGCACACGAGACCCGCUUAAGAUAGACUCUUCGAAAUACCUAAAACCUCCUUCGCCUAUAACCUCGUAUUCCAGCGCUACCUCCACAUUGCUCCAUGUUCUUAGUACACCUCCCUAGACCCCGGUUGGGAUAAUCUAGAGGCCGAACCGGACGUAGAAGCUGGCUGACGGGACCAUCUGCCAUCAUCUUAGUCGGAGGGGAAACUUACUUGACCUGAAUGUCAUUGAACCGAGCUAGAGAAUUUUUGGGAAGUUUAAAGUUAUUGGUUUGGGAUUGGACACGGAAUGUACUGCAGGUUAACCAAAGCGAUCUGUUCCAUCGUCUGAAGUGAACAUUUUUAAGAUCCCAAAGUUUUAUUGUUUUCUAUUAUUGUGUAGGGAAAGACUACAGUUAUACGGCUUCACCAAAUCAUAUAUGCUUUUCUGAAAUUUAUUUUAUAUUUUUUAAAGGGAGGGCCCUUUUUUUAUUAUCUGUACCAAAACAGUCAAGCCAUAGCAUUGGAUCGUAGAACCUUCACAUUUUGUAAUAUAUUCCCCUCUUGCAUGUGCACAUUUUAUGGUAUUGCUUUAGAAAUUAUAUAUCAAAAUAUUUUUUGUUUACAUACACUGCAACCCUUUAAAGACUUGAGAACACUCCAGCGGGUCUAAAGUCACAGCCUUGAGAUUUCAACCCAAAAUUCACCUGAGGUUGUUGUUCUUGCUGUAUAUAAGCCAGUCAUUCAAGCAUAAAGCAGGGACACCUCAAUAUCGUCAGAGAACCUCUGUAAAUACUGGACCUCGUAAUCUUCCAGCCUGUUUACCUGUCUGUUCUCUGAGACAAAGGCAUUACAUUGGAGGAGCUUUAAGCCUCUUGGAGCUGUCCGAGGCCAUCUCGAUCAAAUACCCUCCUGUCUUAUUCUCCUCACACACCGAGGCCAGAGGUGAAAUUGGAUAGAUAUCCCCCUAAGCAAAGGGAUACUUGUUUAUUAAACAAGGUUUAGGUAGGACGUGUCUCUCUCUUCAUCCCCCCUCUCUCCAGUGAACAUGCAGAGACGUCGGUCUUCUCUGGUCCUGGUCCGCUUGAGAAGGGGCCUUCCCUGCCUCCCCCUCUAACCCCUACCCCCUCCCCCCAAAUCUCUCUCUGCCUUUCCCUUAAUCUCUUGCUCUCUAUCCGUAAUCCCUCCAUCCACCCACGCACCCUAAACAAAUCCCCCCCCAUUAUCCCCCCCCCUCGGGUGGGGUAAUUCCGCCCCUCCCCUGCACCCCGCCCCCCACACUAUGCCGGGCGGCAGUAACAGCGGGGGUGUGGGCGCCCCCCCCUCGCCGCCACAUGCCGCUGCCUCCGCCCCGUCCCGGCCGCUGCGCCCGUCCCGCUACGUGCCCGUCUCCGCGGCGACGGCCUUCCUGGUGGGGUCCACUACGCUCUUCUUCUGCUUCACUUGCCCGUGGCUGUCGGAGCAGUUCUCGGUGGCUGUACCCAUCUACAACGGCGUCAUCUUCAUGUUUGUGGUGGCCAACUUCUGCAUGGCCACCUUUAUGGACCCGGGAAUAUUCCCCAGAGCGGAGGAGGACGAGGACAAGGAGGAUGAUUUCCGCGCCCCGCUCUACAAGACGGUGGAGAUCCGUGGCAUCCAGGUCCGGAUGAAGUGGUGCUCCACCUGCCGCUUCUACCGACCGCCGCGCUGCUCCCACUGCUCCGUCUGUGACAACUGUGUGGAGGACUUUGACCAUCACUGCCCGUGGGUGAACAACUGCAUCGGCCGGAGGAACUACCGCUACUUCUUCCUGUUCCUGCUGUCCCUGACGGCCCACAUCAUGGGGGUGUUUGGCUUCGGCCUGCUCUUCAUCCUCUACCACACCCAGCAGCUGGAUCUGGUCCACUCCGCCGUCACCAUGGCUGUGAUGUGCGUGGCCGGGCUCUUCUUCAUCCCAGUCGCCGGACUGACCGGCUUCCACAUCGUACUGGUGGCCCGUGGCAGAACCACCAACGAACAGGUGACGGGGAAGUUCAGAGGAGGAGUGAACCCCUUCACCAACGGCUGUUGGAAGAACGUUUCUCAUGUGCUCUGCAGUUCCCAAGCGCCCAGGUACCUGGGCAGGAAGAAGCAGCUCCACAGUGUGACGGUCCAGCCGCCCUUCCUCCGGCCACACCUCACCGACGCCCAGCUGGCCGCCAAGGUCCUGGACAACGGCAUCCAGGGGGACCUGCACCGGUCUAAAAGUAGUCUGGAGAUGAUGGAGAGUCAGUCAUGUGACGCCGAGCCCCCCCCUCCCCCGAAACCAGAGCUGAGGUAUCCCGGCCUCUCCAGGGGCCCCCAGGGACCACACACCGAGGAGAGUACUCUUCUGAACAAAGCUCCGCCCACUCCCACGAUGUACAAGUACAGGCCGACCUAUAGCAGCCCAGGAAAGAACCACACCGCCCUCACCCACGCCUAUGCCAACCAGAUAAGUCGAGGAGACAGCCUAAAGGAGUCGUCCUCCCUGCUUCAGUCCAGCCAGCAGCCUGGCUUCCGCUCUGAGCCCAGCCUGGAUGGGAGAGAGGCCCCAGGGGAGAGGGGCGGAGCGGGACUGGGCGGGGACCGACCCGGAGGAGCGGGCUCAGUCGGCGGGGCACCAGGUUUGGGGGGAGGCGGCAUUCCCGGCUACUCAUUGGGAGGGCGCUCUUACCCUUCGUUCUCCGACCCCACGGUUCUGUCUCCUGGAGCGGGAGGGGCUUCCCGGUCGUCCAGCGUGCGUUCCGGCUCCGCCCACAACGCAGCGCCUGUUUCCGAGGCGACGACCUCCACGAGUUAUAAGAGCCUGGCCAACCAAACGCCGCCGCGCAACGGGAGCCUGUCCUACGACAGCCUGCUCACGCCCUCCGAGAGCCCCGACUUCGAGCCGGCCGCCCCGGACCUGUCCGCCCCGCGAGCCCCCGUCCUGGGCUACUCCUCGCCCUACCUGUCGGCCCAGCUCAGCCAGCAGCGGGACGUCGAGCUCCACCAGCCCUCCGCCUCCUCUGUCUCCCUGCUGUCGUCCCCGCACCGCGCCCACUACCUCCGCGCCUCCUCCUCCCCCCCGCCGCCGCCCCUCCCCGAGAGGGAGCGCCUCCUCCAGGACCCGCACCACUCUCAGCCCCCGCCCUCGUCCGCGGCCCCCCACCCCCCCCACCACCACCAUCACCACCAUCACCACCACCACCACCACGGUAGCGGCCAUUCCGGGUCCAGACCCCCGCGCUUCUCCCGCCCCCCGCUCCUGUCCGACUCGGCGGCCCCCCACCCCUACCCGUACCGCACCCGCUCCACGGACGCCCCCCCGGGCCCGUCCACACACCCGCCGCGCUCCCCCCACCCCCCGCCGCUGGGCAAGUCGCUGUCGUACUCGUCGGCGGCGGCGGCGGAGAUGCAGUACCGGAUGGUGCGCAAGGCGUCGGCUUCGGCCGGGGCGGGGGGAGGAGGCGGGGGAGGGUUGGGGGGCGGAGGAGGGGGGAUCCAGGCGCCAAAGGACGAGAUCCAGAUGAAGUCGUUCAGCCGGACGAACGGGCAGCCCAAGUCCUCCACCUCCUCCUCAGGCUCCACCCCCUCCUCUCCCUGCCACCCAAUGAACUUGUCCGCUCGCCCCGGACAGGCCUAUACCGGCCCUGGCAACACCCAGAGCCCCGCCCACAAGCCGGGGGGCGGGGUGAAGAAGGUGACUGGCGUCGGCGGGACAACUUACGAGAUUUCGGUCUGAGUUUGACGGACGGCCGGGUCUAGCCGUGGGUGAAAGUGGUUGGUUCUGAGCUGGGGGGUUGGAGAUGGACAGAUGAUUCCGCCUCUCAUACUCUUCAAAGAGAGGAAGGCUCAUGCUUUAAUAAAGAUGUUUUUAAAAGUGGAUUGUCAAGAGUAAAAGUACACUUCUUGUUUUUGUUGCUGGUCUUCCUCUGCUAUUGCAAUGGACUUCCUGUCUCGUUCAGACUUCAAGUCAUGGAACCACAGAACUCACAUGGAGGAAAUGGAUUUAACUAAUCACAAUCAAGAAGACAUUGCUUCAUUGUCAAGUGUUGGGCUCUGGGCAAUGCCAAAAGCAAAGCCAAUCGUAUGUCUUGAGGGGUGACAAUCGGCCAAUGGAUGAGCAAGAUGUACUCUGAAAGAUUUACUGACAGUUUUGAUUGGAUUUGCCUUCAUCAGAUAGAACAAGAAUAUCAACAUGUAAAGGAAAAAAGAAAAUGUAGAUUUCAUUCAUAAAUGUGUAAAUGAUUCAUUAUUUGUACAGAAUUAUAUGGUUCGGAAUUUAUGGUGAUUUUCUGCAAUUAGUGGCAUUUUAAGGGGACUAUUUGGCAUGCUCCAGCCACUGUUGACCACUGUUUGCUAUGGACCCGGCUGGCAUUGUAUGUUGACCAAUCAGAAAUGGAGAUGCUGAAACUAGUGAACAGGAGGGUCAGAGACAAGGGUUAGCUGGCCUGCUGGGUCGAUUCUUUAAAGAUGGAGCUGUUUUUCUAAACAAAACUUCAAGCAAUGGCCUUGAAAAUAAAGGAGACAAAUUGUUUUUUAUCUUACGUAUUUAAUUUCUAAAUGUUAUUUUAUAUGAAUGUGUAUAUAUAAAUACAACUGUUGUUAAGAGCAAGGUUUUUUUUUGUAUGUACUGAUGGGUUAUCUGGUUUUGAGUUUCAGAGUUGUAACCAAACAACAAAAAUCUUUUAACUAAUUUUGAUUAAUGGCUGCACCUGCCAAUCAGAUGCUGAGUUUCAGUCUUCAGCCAAAGAAAAGGGCUGUACAAUUAUAUGGGUCAGCUAAUGGGAACCAAUGAAUUUUGAAGUCCUUUGACGCUACAAUAACCACUUGAUUUCUUGUGAGGCAUAGUUCCAAAAAUAUCCUGUUGUGCUUUCUGAUUGUUUACUUUUGUGAUCUGGGUCUUAAAUGGCAUCCUAGUCAAGAUAUACUGCACUACUUUGGACCCAUAGGGAAUGACAGAGGUGUCUUGAUUGUAGGCCUGCACGAUUUGGAUAAAAUAUUGAAUUGCGAUUUUUGUGACAUUUUUUGAUUUUCAAACAUGGGUUUAGAUAAUCUCGCUUAAAAAUAGGUUAUAUAAAUCAUUGCCUACAUAAUGUACUAUUAAACUGAGUAAAAAAUAAUCAAAGUUAUUGGGGGGGGUAUGUUGACCAUUUGCGUUGGUUGACCAUUUGGAUAUUGUACAUAUUGCUGUCAAUUUAAAUUAGAUAAAUCGUGCAGGCCUACUUGAUCAAAACAGCAGUUUUAGUGUGUACAAUGCCAUUAAGAACAAUGCCAUUUCACUACUUUGAAGUAGUCAACUGGGUGACUUUUACUGUGGGUUAAGGAAGGAUCACACGUUUCUUUCUGGGUCAUGAGGGAUUCCAUCUUGGUCAUUAAUGAUUGACUCUAGGUGGCAUUAAAUCCGCAAACUUGGUCAAACCCAGAUCUGUGGACCGGUACAUCUCUCAUGGAAAAAGUCCUACUCAUUGCAGUUCCGCUUGAUCCAUUUAAUUGUGAUUAUGCAAGUAACCUCCUGUGUCCGUUAUUUAGCAGUUGGCACGUACAAAGUUCUCUCUGUUUUAGUCAUACACAUUUGUCGCCAGCUUUUGAAAGGUUAGUUACACAUUUAAAGCUAGGAAUGUCAGUAUUAUCUUCCCCACUAAGCCUACAAGCUGUUUAGGACACUUUAAAAAGGGACUGUUGCAAAAAUCACAAAUGAAAGCGGUGCAUGUCAUCUUUUUUUAUAUUAAAUAUGGUUGUCUUCGUCUGACGAAUUUCAAGAACUUCCCAGUUCUUUGCUAAUGAGUUGGCGUCUCUGACAUUCUAUCAUUUUACAUUGACUUUACACAAUGUUAAUAAAUGCUAAUUAUUGCAAUUGUUUGAGGCCCAACUUUUGAAAAUUAAAUUAAAUUGCUAGAGGGACCAUGUUAUUUACAAACUUAAAACAAUUAUGUUUGGGUAUUAGGUAUCAUAAAACAAUACUUGAUGUUAAAUAAAAGUGAAGUUUCUAAUGUUUUGGCCAGUCAGUCCCAAGAAGGCAUAAAAAUGGUUGAAAAAUAUUGUUCUAAGUAGUUGUAGCAUGAGUCUUUUCAGUUUGCAAACUUUUAUAAAAGAAAAUUUUAAAAAGAGAUUGCCUCAAUGGCACUAGCCAUGUGCUUGCUGGACACCAUGAUGGGACAUUAUGUGAAGAUAUCUCUAUCAGUCUUUGUUUUGACCAGUGGCCUAACGGGAAUCACGUGCCAUUUCGGAAACAACCAGUGUUUUAUUUUGUCAGUAUAUAGGCAUCUCUGGUUGCCUUCUACUAGCUAACCUGUCGGAAAACUAGGGAGGUCCUCUGCUUGGGUGCAACUAAUCCAGAGAGAGAAAUAGAUUUCUAUCAAUUGACUCCACGAUGAUGACUUGACCUGUGGGACGAACAGCUGGAUAACAAAUUCCAGUUAGCCUUGUAUUUAAUGUUUACGUUCGAUGCUCCUUGCAAGAUUUAAGGACAGUUUACAGGGCACUGUUUUUGACUGACAGUUUGUUCAGUCAGCAGCUAGAAUCAACUGAAAUGGGCUUGGACAAAAAAAAAAAAAAGUCUUCAAAUGAGAGGACAAAAAUGUUUAAAUGCCAUCAGGAUCAACCAAUGCCCCUGCAGAUAAAGUUUAGAUGACAAGGGACUUGGGUGUUUUCCAUUGAAAAAAA
Esox lucius (northern pike) is the source of this 8316-nucleotide messenger RNA. It is a transcript of the gene zdhhc5a, whose product is annotated as zinc finger DHHC-type palmitoyltransferase 5a. The coding region runs from base 2954 to 5392 and encodes 812 amino acids. Gene Ontology annotation, molecular function: palmitoyltransferase activity. The transcript is spliced from 13 exons. Lineage: Eukaryota; Metazoa; Chordata; Actinopteri; Esociformes; Esocidae. Gene Ontology annotation, biological process: protein palmitoylation. The record is from RefSeq and is a predicted model, not a curated record.